AAACAGGAAAACGUAAAAUUGUUGGUGAAAUAGCAAGGAGUUUGAGGAUGGUCAAGGAAGAAACAAGAACAAAAUAAAUUACAGUUGUCAAUGGAAUGAGGCGAAAAGAGGAAAACGUAAAAUUGUUGGUGGAUUAGCAAGGAGUUUGGGGAUGAUCGAGGAAGAAACAAGAAUAAAACAUAUCACAGUUGGCGACGGAAUGAGGCGGAAAAAGGAAGUCAAAAAAUGUUGUUGAUGGAAUAGCGACGCGAGCGCUCAAAGCUUACGGGCUAGCAAGUCGAUAUGCAGCGAGAAUUUACAAAAACAAAUGAACAUACAGAACAUAGGCGUUGAGCACCCCUUCCUUAGAUAUUAAUACUUAGUCUAAACAAGCAAGGUCAUAAUAAUGACCAAAAGUAUUGGUAAAUUGUAGUAAGAAUUGACAAAAGCUUAAAGUUACAUACUAGUAGUAGAUUGGUCAAGUUAUUGACCCAGCCAAAAAGAAAACUGAAUCAAACAUUGGGGUCACCAAGCAUUUGAGUCUUUCCCGCUGAUAAAUUAAAACCAAUUAAGCGCCUGAUAUGAUCUACUAGCACCUCCUCUUUGAUUAAUUGAAAGAUACCACCCUUGGAGUAACCUUUCGGAAGCCUGGACACCACAGUUGGAAGCCCAAUGUCGCUGUGGUUGGAACGCUCUAUAACCGGCUAUUUCCAGCUUUUCGGCCUGGUUUGCGGUUGGAGUGGGAGUCGAUUGGGCCGCCUGUUGGGCAGUAGCUUCCUAUUGGUCAUUUUAAUCGAGUUGGCCACUGAGAUAGGGGGCUAUUUCAAGGACUCGAUUCCGGAUGAUGGACCCCUGGCUUCGUACUUUGUGAAAACCAUUCAGGGAGUUAAUGUGGCCUACAAAAUGGUCCAUGCCUGGAUUGUCAUCAUGGCCCUGCUCCAAUGUCGACGUAAUCGUUGUCUGCUUGAGCAACUGCCUCUGGUGGGCAGUACUUCCUUUGCAUACAGACACCUAAUCCUAGAGCUUUUGCUAGUUGGAUGUGCUCUGGUCCUGGUCUUCUUGGAUUAUAGUAAGGGCGGGGAAUAUCUCACUACUUUGCAAUAUUCUUUUAGCCUUCAAGCUGUCCGAGCUCGUUAUCUGCAAAUGAUGCUUCUGGUGGAUCGCUUGGAUGGUCAACUGGAGCAACUACAUCACCGGGUGAUAAGCGGCACCAUAGACUACAAAACUCUUCGAUCGGAUUAUGCCCAACUGGCGAAAUUGUCUCGUUCGUUGUCGAAUCUCUUUGGCCUGUCGCUGCUCCUAAUGAAUAUCCUUUGCCUGGGUGACUGGAUAAUCGUCUGCAAUGUCUACUUUAUGGUGGAAUACCUAGAGGCCUUGCCCGCCUCCUGGUUUAUCUUUUGUCAGGCCAUGUUUGUUGUCUUGCCCACUCUCGGCAAGAUCUGGACCAUGUGCGCUGCCUGCCAUCGAUGUGUGGCAAAGUCCAAGCACUUGCAGGAGCAACUGAAGGAUCGACCUGGGCAGACACCUUUGGAAAGAAGUCAUAUCGAGGGAUUUGCCCUGCAGAUCAUGCAGGAUCCCAUACAGUUCGAUGUCUGUGGGAUCUAUCACCUUAACCUGCAGACCUUAGCUGGGAUGUUCUUCUUCAUUCUGGAGGCCCUGGUAAUAUUUCUGCAAUUCGUGUCCUUCGUGAGGACAUAGGCCAUGGACUAAUAAAUCAUGGGGGCUGGGUGAUAUAUCGGGGUCAGAGGUCAGCGGUGAGAACAUGCAACAUGAUUUGCUUGCCAAAAGCAAAAGGAAAAAAAAACACAAAAA
This is a messenger RNA of Drosophila eugracilis, 1791 nucleotides long. RefSeq names its product putative gustatory receptor 9a (gene Gr9a). Gene Ontology annotation, biological process: sensory perception of taste. The record is from RefSeq and is a predicted model, not a curated record. Bases 652 to 1677 code for a protein of 341 amino acids. The transcript is spliced from 3 exons. Gene Ontology annotation, cellular component: dendrite; neuronal cell body; axon. Lineage: Eukaryota; Metazoa; Arthropoda; Insecta; Diptera; Drosophilidae.